AUGUAUGAUUUUAAGGAGUUUAUAGAUACCAAGACGAUACGGCUGUCAGCACAAGACGCGCUGCUUUCGUUUGCCAACCACCCACUCGUGCACUUCUUUGCGAACCAUGACAACAAACCCGACUUUAUGACAACAGCCAUACUAAAGGCAUCGCUCUUCACGGCAUUAAAAGAGUUUCCGAUAUUGGUGGGGCACAUCAAGAGCGCCGACAGCGGCUUGGAUGCCGUGGUCAUUGACAGAGACAACAUAAACAUGCCAGAGUUUGUGGAGUCGGCCAGCGAUACCCACUAUAGGGACCUUAAAGAGGCGUGCUUCAAUUGGAGUGUAUGGCCUGUUGGCGUUGCCACUACAGGCGCGGCAACUGCACCCGACAAAAGCAGAACCAUCCGUCUGCUUAGCGUCCAUAUCAUGAGGCUCAGAGACAACAGUGGCCUUGUUUUGUUUUGCAAUAUCCCACAUUAUAUUCUGGACGGAAUCGGCUAUUACGGAUUUCUCAGCCGGUGGGCCAUGCUUUGCAAGAUAUUAUGCAGCUCUGGCAGUCUUGGGAGGUCUGGCAGCUCGGCCGACAUAGGACCACAGCCAGCAGCGCUCGAGUAUACUUUCGAUCGCAAAAUGGUCAAAGCCCGCGUUUCGUCUUGUCAGCUGCCGCUCACCACGCUUGCCAUUGAACUCCUUACUAGAUCUAGCCUGGCGUCAAAGCUGCUCUCGAAAAUGUCAUUUUCUGCCAGAGCUCGCAUUACAUCGAUAUGCAUGCACGUGGACUACGGCCAGGCGCAUUGGUUCUACGUUUCGCACGAGUCGCUCGAGGGCUUGCGUAAUCUAGUUGCAGCUCAAAAUGGGGGCAGCUUGCCCACAACAAUGACCUCGUACGCACUGUUGGCAGCGCUCGUAGACAUGCCAGUGGCUAGGGCACAAAAGCUGAUGAAAUGUGCUCGUAGUGCCAUUGCUAAAGGAGCGUCUGCGGUUGGCGCCGCACUGUGUGCAAUGGCUGCCGCUAGCAGCGCCGCUGCAACGCACCAUGUGUUGCUGAACACUGUGAAUGCGCACCAGUUCAUCCAGCCCCAGUCCGGCUGUUACGUCGGCAACCCAGUCUUAUUACACCCCAUAUACACUCCCCUCGAGCAAUUGGACCACGAAACAACUGCAGAGUCGUUCGUCGAUGCCGCAACACGUAUCGCUGCAGAGGUCGGUGGCAUUGACGAGGCUUACUUUGGCCAGUACAUCGACACCCUCAAUGCACACCCAGCAGCCCAUGCUCGGUUUUCUGUGUUUGUCACUACGACUCCGAGCAUGUUGACAAUCGUUGACGAGCGCCCAUACAAAAUGGGCAAUGUUGACUUUGGCCAUGGAUGUCCUGCUUGGGUAAGCGGUAUUCCGGUCCAAAUGCCCAACUUUGUUGCGUUUUUCGCCCAGCCAGCGCGCAUGGACGACAACGGCGUGUUUGUGUAUGUCAGCCUGCGUCCUGGCGUGGUCAAGUACUUGGUCCAGGACGCGUUCUUCACAAAAUACGCCAGGAUCUUGUUCUGA
Kickxella alabastrina is the source of this 1527-nucleotide messenger RNA. RefSeq lists its product as uncharacterized. Bases 1 to 1527 code for a protein of 508 amino acids. Gene Ontology annotation, molecular function: acyltransferase activity, transferring groups other than amino-acyl groups. The transcript has a single exon. The record is from RefSeq and is a predicted model, not a curated record. NCBI's taxonomy places the organism in Eukaryota, Fungi, Kickxellomycota, Kickxellomycetes, Kickxellales, Kickxellaceae.